Molecule: messenger RNA, 4149 nt
Organism: Boleophthalmus pectinirostris (great blue-spotted mudskipper)
Lineage: Eukaryota; Metazoa; Chordata; Actinopteri; Gobiiformes; Gobiidae
Product: adhesion G protein-coupled receptor A3
Exons: 19
Coding region: 1-4149 (1382 amino acids)
Biological process (GO): G protein-coupled receptor signaling pathway; cell surface receptor signaling pathway
Cellular component (GO): glutamatergic synapse; postsynaptic density; plasma membrane
Molecular function (GO): protein binding; G protein-coupled receptor activity
Source: RefSeq, a predicted model, not a curated record
AUGAUGUCGCUCGUUUGGCUGUGCGUAAUUGCGCUUUGGUUGGAUUUCGCCGUGGGGAGCAGAAACUGUCCGGACGUGAUCGUGGAGAGCUGUCACUGCGACGUGGAGAGGUCCAAGGAGCUGAGCCGGCAGCAGCAGCCCCAGCGCGUGAAAGUGGUGUGUGAUGACGCAGAGCUCAUGGACACGCUGCACCCGAGUUUUCUGCCCAACCGGACCGUGUUACUGAACUUGAGCAAUAACAAGAUCACGCUGUUGAGAAAUGGCUCCUUCCUGGGUCUGGGGGCACUGGAGAGACUGGACCUGAAGAAUAAUUUGAUAAGUACAGUGGAGCCCGGGGCCUUUCGUGGUCUGCUGACGCUGCGGAGGCUGGAUCUGUCCCGUAACCGGAUUGGCUGCCUCGCUCCUGAAAUGUUCCUGGAUCUGGGCAGCCUCUCAAAACUGAAUCUCUCUGGAAAUAUCUUCUCAACGUUGCACAUUGGACUCUUCACGCACCUGUUGGCUCUCAAAGUGCUACACUUUAAAACAGAGACGUUGUUCUGUGACUGUCAGCUUCAGUGGCUUCUGCUUUGGGCCAAGUCAAACUCAGUGCGGAUUGGAAAUGACACCACCUGUACUUUCCCCACCCACCUGCACGGACUGGAGUUCAGGAACCUCCGGGAGCACCAGCUACGAUGUGAUGGCGCCCUGGAGCUGCCCCUCUUCCAGCUCAUCCCCUCCCAGAGACAGCUGGUGUUCCAGGGGGACCGGCUGCCCCUCCAGUGCACCGUGUCCUACUUGCACCCACACAUGGAGCUGCGCUGGAGCCACAACGGGCACCCGGUGAGCACCCACGAGGAGAGGGGCGUGAGCGUGGAGGAGAGCGUCAUCCACGACUGCAGCCUCAUCACCAGCGAGGUGGUCCUGUCCAACAUCGACGUGUCUCUGGCCGGGACCUGGGAGUGUCUCGUGUCCAGUCUCCGUGGUAACAGCUCUAAAGGGAUGGAGAUCGUCGUCCUGGAAACGUCAGCGCCAUAUUGUCCCGCCGACCGAGUCACCAACAACAAGGGCGACUUUAGGUGGCCCAAGACAUUAGCUGGCAUCCUGGCGUUUUUGCCCUGUGCCCCUGCGACCUUUGGCUCCGCCCCUCACCCCUCAGGCCACACCCCUCACUCGUCCCGCUCGAGGGGGGAGAGAAAGGAGAAGAAGGCCUGGAGGAGGUGCGACCGCUUGGGCCGCUGGGCAGAGGACGACUACACCCAGUGUCCCUACGCCAGCGAGCUGACCAGAGUGCUGCACGAACUCACUCAGAUCUCAGUGAACACCAGUAAUGCUCAGCCACUGGGGAAGCAGUUGGUGGCGUUCACCAGCAGGGCGGCGCACUUCACUGACGUCAUGGAUGUCAUCUUCGUCACUCAUCUGGUGGAGAGGCUGACCAGGCUGCUGGGCAAACACAGAGAUCUGGGGGACUAUAUUUCCGACAUCGCCAGUAACAUGAUGCAGGUGGAGGAGCACAUUUUGUGGAUGGCCCAGACCGAAGCGCGCGCCUGCACCAGGAUAGUGCAGUGUGUGGAGAGGAUCGCUGACCUGGCGCUGGCCUCUGACAACCAGGUCAUUUCUAAGGUUUCUGCUAACAUCGCUCUGGAGGCCUUCCUGAUCCGUCCCUCUAACAUCCUGGGCCUGUCCUGUACCGUGCACCAGCGCCCCUCUCCCUCGGGUGCCUCUCCGAUACGGGACAUCCCAUCACAUUUAAGCCACGGGGACCGGGACUCACGCAUAUCCCACGGCGAGCGGGACUCAGGAAGAAGACUGGACUCUCCGGGAGAAUCACUGCUCAAAUUCAAAUGUCACACGGUGAACAGCAGCAGCAGCAGCAGCAGCUCGGCCACCAACCAGCUCCACAAGAACUCAGUGGCAGUCGCCUCUAUCCAUUUACCGCUGGCUGGUCCGCCUAUCUCCUCCUCUGCGUUGCAAUCUGUUGAUAACUCCACUUGCAGGCUGCAGUUUAUCGUGUUUCGCAAUGGGAAACUCUUCCCCUGCACCGGGAAUUCUUCAAACCUCGCGGACGAUGGCAAGCGUAGGAGCGUUUCGACACCAGUUGCUUUCACCAAAUUAGAUGGCUGCAGCAGCCUCCGGAGCGCCGUGCACUCCUCCGUGACCAUCGCUCUGAGGCACUUCGCGCUGGGUGUCGACCCCACCGCAGCCUACUGGGACUUUGACCUGCUGGAUGGGCACGGCGGCUGGAGAGCAGAGGGCUGCCACAUAACGGGCACCGGGGGCAAUACGAGCACCAUUCACUGCAGCCUGCACCACAACAACUUUGCUGUGCUAAUGGAUCUGAAGAAGGUGCUGUCAUUUCCGCAGUACCCCGGGGAGUUCCUUCACCCGGUCGUCUAUGCCUGCACUGCGGUCAUGCUCCUCUGCCUCUUCGCCUCCAUCAUCACCUACAUCGUGCACCACAGUGCGAUCCGGAUUAGCCGAAAAGGAUGGCACACGCUGCUAAACUUCUGCUUCCACACGGCCCUGACCUUCGCGGUGUUCGCAGGAGGCAUCAAUCGAAUCAAGUACCCCAUCAUCUGUCAGGCGGUGGGGGUGGUGCUGCACUACUCGUCUCUAUCCACCAUGCUGUGGCUCGGGGUCACGGCUCGAAACAUCUACAAACAGGUGACGAAGAAGCCCGCGCAGAUCCAAGACGGAGACCCCCCGCCGCCUCCUCCAUCUCCGCUCCGACAGCCACUGCUCCGAUUUUAUUUAGUCAGUGGUGGGGUGCCCCUCAUCAUCUGCGGGGUCACUGCAGCCGUCAAUAUAGACAACUAUGGCAGCGGGGAGCAGGCGCCGUACUGCUGGAUGGCCUGGGAGCCCAGUCUGGGGGCCUUCUUUGGCCCCGUGGCAUUCAUCGUCCUGGUCACCUGUAUCUACUUCACCUGCACCUUCAUCCAGCUGCGGAAGCACCCGGAGAAGAAGUACGAGCUGAAGACACUCUCAGAGGAGCAGCAGCGCCUGGCAGCUGUGGAUGUACCUCACUGCCACCAGGGGGCGGAGCCGGGGGCUCUGACCGCCCCGGCCCCUGGGAGCCACUGUCCCGCGGGCUGCCCCGGCAUCCCCAUCAACCCCGCGCUGUUGGCCAAUGAGCACUCGUUUAAGGCGCAGCUGCGGACCGCCGCCUUCACGCUCUUCCUGUUUGUGGCCACGUGGACGCUGGGGGCGCUGGCCGUGUCUCAGGGUCACUUCCUGGACAUGAUCUUCAGCUGUUUGUACGGUGCCUUCUCCGUCACGCUCGGCCUCUUCAUCCUCAUCCAUCACUGCGCCAAGCGUGACGACGUGUGGCACUGCUGGUGCUCCUGCUGCCCCAGUCGCCGUGGUAACGCCUGCCCCGCCCCCCAGGGCGCGGCAGCUGCUCCCCGACCAAAGGUCAACGUGAACGGCGACACGACGGGUCACGUGCCCUGUCACGGCCACUGUCACCAUGACGUGUCUGCGUGUAAGGCUCUGCUCAGCUGCCACUGUAAACACCAGAAGCAUGUGUCGUGUGUGGCCCCUGUGGGCCCCUGCUGCGCCGCCCUGCACACUCAGCAGCUCCUGGACCAGGAGCCCGGGGCCUCUCACGUCCUGCUGCACUCAGAACCAGAGGGCUACAGGCCCGGCCUCCACCCCUGUCUAAAGACCAGCGGCAGGACUAAGAGCCGCAGCCUCGGCCGCAGGCCCGCCGCUGCCCCCUGUGGCGGAGAGCGGGAGUACGCCUACCACAUCUCGUCGGGCGGAGACGCGGGCAGCGUGCACAGCUCCCACACUGACAGCCCUCACAGCACACACGAGCGGCACGCCCACAUGUGCCCUCACCUGCACGAGCACGAGGCUCAUCACAGCUGCCACGCAGCCUGCCACGCCCCCUGUCACCGGCACAUGUGCUGUGCCAAAGCGGAGCUGUUCCCCUCGCUGUGCCCCGCAGAGCCCGACACGGGCGUGUUUCUGUGCGGCUGUGGGAAGGUGGCCGAGGAGGAGGCCCCUCACCAUCUGGAGAUGCACGCUGCGCCACGCAGACAAUCUUUCCCCCAGAACCCGCCCAAUCAGAACGGGAUACUAAAGGGCGGGCUGCACGAAGGACUGCUGUACACAUCUGACAGCACAGGGAAUAUACGCACUGGGCCCUGGAAGAAUGAAACUACUGUGUAG